This is a messenger RNA of Fonsecaea erecta, 942 nucleotides long. RefSeq lists its product as hypothetical. The coding region runs from base 1 to 942 and encodes 313 amino acids. The record is from RefSeq and is a predicted model, not a curated record. Lineage: Eukaryota; Fungi; Ascomycota; Eurotiomycetes; Chaetothyriales; Herpotrichiellaceae. The transcript is spliced from 2 exons.
AUGCCCUCCUCAAAGGAUAAAUACACCGACCCCGAGCUCCGAGAUGAGGUUAAGGAAGACAUCCAGCAAUCGGACAAGGGUGGUGCGCCGGGGCAGUGGUCUGCUCGCAAAGCUCAAAUGAUGGCCAAAGAGUACAAAAACCGGGGUGGUGGUUACAAGACAGACAAAAAAGACCAGGACGAGACCCAGAAGCAUCUGAGUAAAUGGACAGAGGAAGAAUGGCAGACAAAAGAGGGCAGCGGGCAGGCGAAGCAGGACGACGGCACCAGGAAGCGCUACCUUCCAAAGAAAGCUUGGGAGGAGAUGAGUGAGAAGGAGAAGGAAGAAACUGACCAGAAGAAGCAACAAGGAAGCAGGGAGGGCAAGCAGUUCGUGCAGAACACCCCACGUGCAAAAUCUGCUAGGCAGAAAGCCACUGAUGGGGAAGACGCCGCCCAUGAGAAGAGGGAGAAAGAAAAAGCGACGCAAGGAGAAGGCGGGCAGGAAAUGCAAAGUCGCUCGAAGCAGCAGUCCGACUCUGACUCUGAGAAGCCGGAGCACAGAAGCAAGCAAGGACGGACAUCUCAAAAGGCGGGUCAGAAACGCGAUCGGGGCCGAGACACGACCAACGAGGAAAUGACCAAGUCCCCGAUGAAGAAACUGAAGCAUCAGACCGAAACGUCAAAAUCCCAAUCCAACGGCCCGUCGGCCUCCAUGGAAGACAGGGCGAACGCGCCAGCUGAGCCCGCUUCGAAGUCGAGGCUGCCGGAAAAGGGGCAGACAGCCCAUUGGAAGGGGACAUCGGGCUGGACAAAAGGAAGCGUGGUGGAGGUGCUCAAGGCAAGCAAAAAGGUGCAUGGCAAGCAUGUCAACGCCACCGAAGCCGAUCCACGCAUCGUGCUGAAGAGCAACAGCAGCGGAAGGAUAUGUGUGCACAACCCAACCAAUGUGUACUUCGACUGA